AUGACAGAAGUAGAAUCAACUAUAAUAUCAAUAUCUAGAUCUACUAUUAAAUUAGUAGAUGAAGAUGAAGAUAAUAAUACAAAAUUAUUAGAUAAGACAAUAGAUGGUGAAAAUAAAAUACAAUCAUAUUCAACUAUUGAAAAUUCAAAUUUAAAACAAGAAGAAACUAAAGAACAACAACCAAUAGAAAAACAAACCAAAGAUGAGAAACCACAACAGCGAAUAGAACCGGAAUAUCAAACAAUAGCGAAAAGAUUAUUUAAUGAAGAUUUUGUAUCAAUUAAACCAUCAGAAUAUACACAAUAUUUGGCAACAAAUGAUGAAGAAUCAACUAAAAUUAGAAAUUAUUAUAUGAACCUUUUCAAAUGGUCACCAAAUUUAUUAAUUUCAACUAGAUCUUUAUGUUCAAAAUUAUAUUUAAAAGCUGAAUCUCAAGAAUUAGAUCGUAUUUUAACUUCUUUUACAAAAUCUUAUAUCAAACAAUACCCCAAUAAUGUAUUUUGUACUAAAAAUUUUGAACAAAUUUAUAUCAUUAUAUAUUCAUUAAUUUUAUUAAAUACUUCAUUACAUAAUUCAGAAGUUAAUAAAAAAUCUAAAAUAAGUCAAACUGAUUUUAUAAAAAAUACAAUGUCAACUUUUUUAAAUGGUGAUCCAAAAAUUAAAAAAUCAUUAUCAAUAAAACAAAAAAUUGGAAUUGAAAAUGAAUUAUCAAGGUAUUAUGAAGAUUUGAAUAGGAAUGAAUUAUAUUUAAAAGAUAAUAAAAAUAAAAGUAAUAGAGAAGCUGGUCCUUCUCAUAACAGCCCUAAAAAUAAAGUUUCACAAACAGAAGAAGAUAUAAAUGAUGAUGAUUUAAACACUACAAUAAAUACAUCUUAUGAUUCUCAUGAUGGAAAUUUAUCAAGACAAUUAUCAAAUUCAUCUAUAUGGUCAACUGAUACAACAAAUAGAAGAAAUUCAUUAGCAAUGAAAAGAAUUAGUACAACAACUUCUGAAGUUUCAAAUUUUACUGCUUCUGGUCAACAAACUCGUAUACCACAAAGAGUAGGUUUAGCAAGAGCUUUAAUAGGUCAACAACAACAACAACAAAAUCAACAACAAUUAAAUGGGAUGUAUAAAAAUUUAAAUCCUUCUUUACAAUCACAAGCAACAACUUUACGUAAUCGUUCAUCAUUUGAUCAACAAAGAUCAGUUAAUAAAAGAUCUUCAAUUGCUUCAAUUAUGUCAAAAGAAUCAAAUAAUGGUGCUGAUGACACUAUAUCAGUUUUAUCUUUUGAUACAUGUAAUUUAGAUUUAGAUGAUGAAAAAGUUCAAGAAAUGGAUAAAUUUGAUGUAAAUGAUUUUCAAGAUGAAUAUGAUUUACAAUUAGAAUUAAAUGGUAGUCCUUAUUUAAAAGAAGGUUUAUUAAAAUUAAGGGUUUUAAAUAAUGAUUCAAAUGAUGAAGCUACUACAACAACUUCUCCAAUACCAACAAAUAAUAGAUUUUUAUCAUUUUUUAAUAGACAACCAUCAAGAUCAUCUAUUGGUAUACAUUCAUCUCCAAUACUUCAUAAAUUUAAUGAAAAUUUUGUAGUUGUUUCAAAAGGUGAAUUAUCAUUAUAUUCAUUUGAUCCAAAAUUAGUUAAAAAAUAUAAAAAGGAAACUAGUAAUCAAGAAUCGGAAGAAGAAAUUGGUGAUGGUAAUUGGUUAAAAAAUGCUGCCAAAAUAGGUACAUAUAAUUUAUGUUCUACUUUUGCUCAAUUAGAAAAAUCAGUUAAUGGUAAAAUCAUUUGGUCUUUAACUUUUCCUAAAAUAAGUAAGAGAUUACCUAAAAAAUUCAUUUUUGAAGCUGGUACUAAAGAUAUUGCAUUAGAAUUUAUAAAUACUUGUAAUUUUUGGGCUUCAAAAAUUACUGCUAUACCUACAUUAGAAGAAAGUAUAUCAUCAAUAGAAUAUGGCUGGACUGAUUUAGAUGGAUUAAUAAAACAAAAAGAUUCAUUUAAAAAAUUAAGAACAAUACAAAAAUGGGAACCAAUAAUAAAUGGAGUAUAUUUAUCAAAUUAUUAUUCACAACAACUUAUGCAAAAUAAUCAUUUUGGUAUGAUGAAACAAUUUGUUAAAACUUCAAAUUAUUAUAAUAAUUUAAGAAAAUUAUAUAAUGACUUCGUCACUAAGAGAUCAAAAUUUUUAGAAAAUUUUAAUAAAAUGAAUUAUAAUUGUUCAAAUUAUAAUAAAAUUAUAAAUAAUUAUGAUUCAAAAAUUGAAAUUUAUAAACAACAAUUAAAAAUGUAUAAAAGUUAUAUUAUUAUAUUGGGUUUCGCAUUACAAUUAAGAUUUGAUUUAGAAGCAAGUAAAAGAAAAGAAAUUUUAGAUAAUUCAUUAGAAGAACAAGAAGAAGAAGAAAUUGAAGAAAUUAUAGAAUCAUCAAGCUUAACAUCUGUGUUACCAAAUGAUGAUGAUUUAACAAAAUCUGUAAAAUUAGAAAUUAAAAAAUUAUUUUAUAAUAUGAAAGAUAUUUCAAAAAUUAUCCCCACCUUCAAAUCUUCAAAAUCUAUAAAAAAUUUAGCUGAAUUAGCUGCUGCAAAUCAUCAACAACAACAAUUUUUAGCUGAAAAUAAUAAAUUAGUUAAAUCUCCUAAAAAUUUUACAUUAUCAAAUUAUAAAGAUAAUGAAUCUCCUAUAGCUCAAUUAAUAGCAUCAACUUCAACAAAUACGAAAGAUAAUUCAUCCGAUUCAUCAAUAUCACCUCCACAAAAACAAUCAAUGAUGCAAACAACAAUUCGAGAAGAAGAUGAAGACGAAGUAGACCCAGAAGAUGAUGAUGAAAAAACUAAAACAAAUCUUACAGAAGAUGAUAAUGAUUUAGAAAGGAAAAGUUCAGAAAUUACAAAAGUUGAAAAAAGUAAUUCAAAUUCUUCUUCAACAACAACUAGCAAUUUAAAAUUGGAAAAUGGUAAUGGUAAUGUUAGACCUCCUUUAAAUUUAAGUUCUUCUUCUCAUAAUGAUUUAAGUAAAUCUGCUUUAAUUAUAUAG
Molecule: messenger RNA, 3009 nt
Organism: Lodderomyces pseudojiufengensis
Lineage: Eukaryota; Fungi; Ascomycota; Pichiomycetes; Serinales; Debaryomycetaceae
Product: Arf family guanine nucleotide exchange factor
Exons: 1
Coding region: 1-3009 (1002 amino acids)
Biological process (GO): regulation of ARF protein signal transduction
Molecular function (GO): guanyl-nucleotide exchange factor activity
Source: RefSeq, a predicted model, not a curated record